CAUCGCACAACACACAUAGCAUUGCGUACGGCCGUCAAGGCAUUACGGGGACAGUCAUGGACGUCGAUAUUUUUGGGGCACAACGUUGCGCAGCUGUGCUGUGUGCGUGCGUGAGUGCGUCGUGCCCGACGGGCGACGAGAUGUGACGCGAAACGGCCGCCCCGGCGACGAUUAUACCGAUUUUUUUCAUUACAUAGAGAAGAUCACAACCGUAACGGGCAGAGACACGUACACACACACACAUAGACACAAGCCGUACACAGAGGAAAAAAAUUAUACGAAAAAAGCGGCGAUUUGCAGUCAUUCACUACGGACGAGAAACGAAUGUCUGAAUACGAGAGGUCCGUCCGUGGUGUUGUCUCUCUUCGACGCGCCGCACGCUCUUCUGUGUCAGUUAAUUUGUUUACGCGACGCAUUUAAAAAAUCGACCGAUCGGCCGUAGGUAACAAUGGAGCUCAGCGGUGGGGGGGCACCCACCGGGGCCGUGGCCUGUCCCGUGUGUACUCUCUACCUGCGCGAAGGCAUCAGUCUGCAAAAGCAUCUAGACACACAUCCCAAGGAACAGGUUAUAGAAGCGCUCAUCAAAGCCAGCGCCUCUUCGUUGCAGACACAUCAACAGCAACAACAGCUGCAAUCACAAAAUGUACCGGUAUCAGCGACAACGGGGAUAUCGGCGUCGUUGCAAUCGCAAGCCGUGCCUCAGGCUUCUACCUCUCUUCAAACACCCCAAGUGUCGCCUCAAGUCACACAGAAUGCGCACAUCUCCACUCACUCACCGUAUCCGAUAGGACCUAUCUUUGAAUGUCCGCCCGUAGGCAUGAUGCCACCACAGUUUACCUCGUUUAACUAUCAACAGUUUGUGAACAAUGGGACCAUGAUGAUACCACAGUAUGCGAUGGCGCCACAAGCUAAUCAGAUGAUGCAGAUGCUGUAUAAUCCAUACGGUUUGUAUCAACAGCAGCAAAUACCCACCGUCCAAAUGAUCUCACCAGUUGCAGCUGUUCCUGGCCAGACUAGGAUCCGACCAGUGGUCACCAUGGCGGCAGAGAGUAAUGCCAGAACCACUCUAACUGUUCAUGUAAAUAGUCCUGAGCCUAAGCAGAUCCUGCCUGAAAUUUUGCCAGAGAAUGAGCCCGAGCCUGGACCAAUCAUACCAGAUGUGAGCCUACCAGCAUCACCUGUGCUGCAGAAUGAGGACACGUCUGUUAGACGGGAAGAGAACGAUAACAAUUCACUGGAGAUUGAUCGUAGAGGACAACAGACACCAAGUUCUACAUCAUCAGGUGAAAAUGCAGUACAGCGCGAAUUUAAUGCUAUUUCUAGAUCCAUCACAAUUACCCGAUCUAUAGAUAAUGCCGAUGAGGAUAAAGUGGAAAGUGUGCUGCCAGAUAUAGUAGAUGAGGAGCAGAGUGAAAUUUUGCCUGGGGAUAUGCAACAUAAUCAGAGCAACCAGAACAAUCGUAUUUUUGAACAAUCGGAAACACAACAGGUUUUAGACAAGGAAUAUGUCGGUGUGUCAGAAAAGAAGGACGAAACAGCUGAUGUCGACUCCAUAAUUUGUGAACAUGAAUCGGAAAUGGUGAGUAACGACAGACCUGUAAGUCGCAGCAGCAGUGUCAAUAGUAAUAUCGCGUUAUCAAGAGAUCCGGUAAUAGAGGCACUGAAAGACUCUGCUCAACCGGAACUUAAUCCUGUAGAAAGAUUGGAGAGUUUGAUAACUAUAAUGGAGACAGAGCUUAAUAAUGCCUCACUUCAGAAAGAAAGCGAUGAUGCGCAGAACAAUCAGGAGGAGAGAUUAACAAGUGCAAAGGAAAAACCUUUAGUAAACAGGGAAGAGAGUGUGAUCCAUGAUACUGUUGUCACCAUUCCGGGUUCUCACGAGAAAGAUCACAUAUUGCCUGAUAUACAAGAGGACAACAACACAUGGUGCCCGAACGAUUAUGUGGAUGACGAAUUGAGAACGUUAGAAAAAACUUGUCGUUAUUUAUCAUACAAUGAAGAUUGUUCGAAAGUAGAUGAUCAAGUGGAUGAUCAGCCAAAAACGCUAGAAAAGAAUGAUUUGUAUAAGUAUAAACAUAGUUUUUCAGCGCCAGCUUCUCCUGUCGCGGGAAAGAAGAGUUGCAAGACCACACGCCGUUAUAGCACCAGAUCGGAAUUGGGAUCGUGCGAAAAUCUUAGCGCAUGGCAUCAUCCUACCGGUUUUGACGACGUAACGAUCGUGCGCGAAGAGGAUGAGGACGAUGACGAGGACGAAGAUAUAACGGAUGAUGAAGAGCGUGAAAAAAUCGACGAAGACAACUUUGAUGAAGCGGACAUGGAGAUCGAGGAGAUACCCAGUCCUCAUACGCCGUUUGUGAAAUAUGGUGAGAAUGCUGAAAGUAGCGUCAGGUCGCAUACGCCGUUGUCCACGAUCAGCGGUAUUUCUGUAUUAAGAGUCAGGAAGGAUCUCAGUAAACCCUGUUCGCCUACGUCCAUAAAUUCGUUCCAUCAAAUGAUGGAAGAUAGUGAUAGCGAAAGUCACGACGAGGACAGUAAUACUGUAGAUAAUAAUGUUGUAGAUAAAGCUGUAGAUAAGGCGGCGAAGGAUCCGAUUGACUGUUCUGCGGUCGAAGAGAAAAUCAAGACUGAUCAUCAGCAGCAAGCAUCAGCUCAUACUACGGUAUGUCAAAAUGUUGAGAAAGUUCAGGAAUCGAGUAGUAGUUACAUGUACCAUCAUCAGUCAGUAAUAACUGAGCAUAUUAGUUCAUUCCCCACGAUUCAUUCGCAGCAAUCCGUCUUAAUGCACGAGUCAUUUUCCAUGACGACAAGUACGAAAACGCAAAGCCUCCUAAAUCUACCAGAAUCGAUCAAUCCCACAACCAGCACCGAUCCUAAAAGCUUUCACUCCACCAAAUCUCUGAUACAAAAACAAUCAAUGGAACUGCUCAACAUAAAUGAAGAUGCUCAUGCUGGACCGAUGAACGUCUUCGAAUUCGACGGACUACAAAUAUUAGUUCCUAGUACAUUUAUAAGUGACUCAUCUCAGAAAGCAGUGAGUGCGACUAGCCAGCAAUCUAUGGCGAGUAGCGAGGGUGCAAUAGGUGUUGAUGAGGAAGUUAAAAGUAUUAAUAUGCGUGCCGAUGAAACUAUGCCACCCAGAGGCGAAUUGUCAGAACAAGAGAGCAACGGAUGCACAGAACAAUCUACGUGGCAGUUAUACAUGGGACAAGAAUCUUCACGUAUGUCUACUUCUUACGACUUACUGGCGCGCGAAAGCUGGGAAGAAUCGGAAGGAUCCGACAAUGAGAUUAGCGGACCGUUGUUGGACAGCAGAUCGCUAGCAACGCACUUCACUUCGAGUCUGUUUUUGGACCGGGAUCGAAAGACACCGACCAAACGGACGUUCAAGUGUUCCUAUUGUAACGAGGUGUUCGAUUGCCCAAAAGAGCGUAGAGUCCACAGCACGACGGUGCACAAAGAAGCGAUUCCCAGUAGCAGUAGAGACCAAUUGGAUCAACCGGAGAUGAAAGAUAUCAAGUUGUUAGACAAUCGCGUGAACAUGUUCGACGAUCUGUUCGUGCCAAGUCUUCACAUGCAGCAGAUGUAUCAUCAGCAGCCACUCUUGCAUCAGCUUCAGCCGCCGCCGCAGCCGAACUCAGAAGUUGGCCUGACGAAGGCUGAGAGUGAGCAAAAGAUCGGUGAGAAUUUGGCGUUACCGUCGAAUAUCGAGGUGACCUGUACAAUAUGCAAUCAACGAUUCAAUAGCGAGAAGUCUCUGCAGUUACAUCACAGGCGCAUGCACCUCGCCGAAGUGAACAAACGUAUACGCGAGAACGCAAAGUGUCAGAUAUGCAACGAGGAAUUCCCGUCGGUGUUGCUGUUUAACGCCCAUCUAAAGAUACACCCGUUGGAGUGUGGACAGUGCGGCAAGUAUUUUUACCGCAAACAAAACUUUAAACUUCACAUGAAACGCCAUUUGGGCAUUAAACCGUUUCCGUGCACCGUAUGUGACAAAGCGUUCCUCACCAAGCAGAAAUUGGAAGAACACACCAAUGGUCACACCGGCAACGCGCCGGUCAAGUGUAGUCUGUGCAACGAGACCUUCCGCAGGUAUUCGAAUUUAACUCAGCACAAAAACCGUCAUCAUCUCAACAUCAAGAAGAAGCUCAAGGACUAUAUAUGUCACUGCGGCGAAGUGUUUCACACAAAGAAGAAGCUCGCUUGGCACAAAGAGACGCACGACGAGAAGCCCAAGGCGUGCACGUACUGCAACGAACGUUUUAUCCACAUGUCCAGCCUGACGCGUCAUAUGCGUCGUGCUCACAAUCGUCGAUUCGUGCCCGACGCUCAGCGCGAAAGUGAGAACGUCGAGUGCCCCGUUUGUAAUAGCAUCUACUUGCGAUCGUCACUAGCGGUGCACAUGCGCGUUCACAACGGCGAACGGCCGUACGAAUGUCAAGUCUGCUCGAAAUCGUUCAGCACCAAGUGGAAUCUGCAGUUGCACAAGUGGACUCACGCCGCUCGCAGCACCAAGCCGUUUAAGUGUAAUCAAUGCAGCGCGGCGUUCUAUCGUCACAGCGACUACACGGCGCACAUGAACUCCCACCGAAAUGUACGGCCGUAUACAUGCAACUACUGUGGCGCACAGUUCAUCCGUAAGUACAACUGCCUGCGACACGUGAAGGAGCACGAAGAGAACAAAGCGUACACGUGCGAUGUGUGCAACAAGACCUUCCAUCGCUCGUACUAUCUGAAGGAGCACUUGAGAGUGCACUCGGGCGCGCGACCGUACACAUGCCAUAUCUGUGGCAAGUCCAGCGGCACCAAGUCUAAUCAUAACAAGCACGUGCGAAUUCAUCACGCGCGUGAGCCUGUAAAUACAGAGAACUAAAUAAGGACCCAUUAGAUCGUCCAUCAUGCUCAUUGGACUCUUUUGUUGCCGCGGUCGGGACUAAUUGACGAAUGACUCGGCGCAGUCGCCCGAUCGCUGUACUUACAGCGAUAUUAUAGUGAAUGUUUAGGGACUGGAACUGUGCUUUUACGUUUUUUUUUUUUAACAAGAUAUUGACCGGUAUUCAUAGUCCGAUCUGGAAUAUAAGAUUCGACCUUGAAUACCGAUCAUCGAGACCAAUGUGUAAUAUUUCGAUGAGCUUGGUUUUCGACUAUCUUGAAAACUAAACUCGCUCUAGAAAUACAUCACGGGCGUCGAUCCUAGUUUUUAACUUGAUUCAGAAUUACAAGACAAGCCUUAAUGAUAGGGCAGGCAUAACAUUGCUGUUUUUUUUUUUUUUUUUUUAAUUAUAGUUAUAAUUAUGCAAAAUUAUGAAAUUUAUUAAUUAUUAUUUAGUGUCAAUUUUUUAGCUUACAGCUGUCGAUGUGUUUUAUUGUGCUCGAUGUGCAGCACAUGAUGUACAAUGGCGUGAUAAUGACGUAAGAUUUAAAGUCACCGACAAUGAACGCUGAAUCUGAAGUCUACGUUGCGCUGGUUCUACUGUUUAGUUUUAUUCAAUUUCUCACAUAAGUAUACAUACUAUAUAUAUAAUACGCUGCGUACAUUUUUAAUAAUUAUUAAGAAUGUGUAAAUUUUUUAUAUAUUCGAAGAAGUGUCUUACGAUAGCACUUAAAACAUUGCCAUACGUAGAUUAACUCGGAGGCGUGAUUAUCGUUCGUUUUAAUUCAAAUCUAGGUAAUUUUUUUCUCAUUUUAUCUAAAGUUUCUUUUAAAACUUUAUUACGUUAUUAUAUUAUAUCAUUAAUUCUCUUUUAAUGACUUUAAUCUUUAUUUCCAAAAAAAGAUCUUUAUUUCCGUUGUUAAUGCAUUUUUCAUGCAUGUGUUAAAAAUGUGAUUUAGUUUGUGACUUAAUUCGAUGUGAGAUAUUUUGACCCUUAGAUACCCAAAAUCGGCAGUAUUUGAAUGCGCGAGUAAAUAAAAUAUUUUAAGGGUUUCUUUAUUUUAAACGAAAUAGAAAUCCAGAAUAUAAAAAAAGACAAAAAA
Messenger RNA from Pseudomyrmex gracilis, 5973 nucleotides. RefSeq lists its product as uncharacterized. The transcript has 2 exons. The record is from RefSeq and is a predicted model, not a curated record. The coding region runs from base 449 to 4870 and encodes 1473 amino acids. Gene Ontology annotation, biological process: regulation of DNA-templated transcription. Gene Ontology annotation, molecular function: DNA-binding transcription factor activity, RNA polymerase II-specific; RNA polymerase II cis-regulatory region sequence-specific DNA binding. Lineage: Eukaryota; Metazoa; Arthropoda; Insecta; Hymenoptera; Formicidae. Gene Ontology annotation, cellular component: nucleus.